AAACCUCUCAGAUAAAAUUCAUUUGGUAAGGUUGUAGUAUAUGUAAACUAAUUAGGUACUGAAGUAACUUUAUGCAGUAUACUGUAUGAUUCCUAUAGUUUUAUUCGAGUGCUUCCAACGGCUUGAACUUCCAUGAUCUGCAUGUUUUACUAGUAAGCGCGCGGUUUGAACCGAUAGAACUAACAAAUACAUAACUGAUCUAUGCUCGUUUUACGACUGAUGGGUCAGCAUGCUCUUAUAAAAGUUCGCUAUAUCUCAUAAGCUCGAAUAGAAGUUUGGACUUUCUGCACCAGCAAAAAAAUCUUUUGAAAAGUAAAAGAAACGAAAUAUAGGGCGAGCCAAAGUGUCUUUAUUUAACUUGAUUUGCCGGCCAUUUCCUCAAAAAAAAACUAUAAAGAUGUAUACUGUAGGAGAAUAAUCAAUCUGUAAACCAUGCAGUAAAGCUGUCUAAAAGUCUAAAUUGGAUAAUAAGAAUUUUUCCGCAGAACUCAAAUGACUCGGACAAAUCUGAGGACUCACAAAAUUGGAUUGUCUCGAAAACAAAUUACCAAGACACUUUGAAUAGUGAGCUGCAUGGCUUUUUUAUUAAAGAAAUAUAACUUCUCCAACAUGAGUGCAUGAAGGACGGCAAGGAUGAUGAAGCAAUUUUGAUGUCACGGCGUAGGUUUCACACUUAUUAAAAAUCGUGCGCCUUGGCAUUUCCUCUAUCACUGCGCAGGACUAUAUAUGUUUAAACUGAGGGCAUGAAGUGGGGGGAGGGAGUUCAAUCCAUUUUCUCAGGCAAAAUGUGUCUGAAUACAAGUCAGCCGACCCAAUUAUUUGCCAAAUUCCAUUCUCAACAGCAAACUUGCUGGUAUACAAAAUGGUACAAACACCAUUCUUAUAGUGAUCCAAAUUCUAUUUUUCCGGUGAGAAUAUAGGCUACACCCAUUUUAUUGACCCCUUCAUGCACAAGCUUCAUUACCAAUUCAUAUAGGACGUAGAGCUGCCUGAAUUAUUAUUGUACGUAAUGAAUGUUUUCUUCGCUCAAAUCCCUUUAAUGGUGAAAAAAAUAUGUUUGAUCUAUAUAUUUAUGUGUGUUUACUAAACAUGCAUGAUCAUUUUUUAUGAAAAAUGUUGAGUAAAUGACCGACUUACUUUGCCCAGACAAUUUAUCGUUACAACAUUGUGACGUACAUUAUUUUCCUAUAACUACGUUUAUCCUAAUCAACCCUGUCCCACGAUUUUCGGCGGCAGACCGUUGACAGACUCUUUUCACAUGAGUCCGUCGCAAAAUAUAGGCAAGUAAUACUAUAACUAUAACAGUAUAAUCUAAAGGGUAUAAUAUUAUAAUUACUUAACACUGUUUGUUGUUGUGGGCAUUAUGUUGAAAAUAAAUUUAUCGGUUAGUUAAUUAUCUGACUGUUCUAACCCCAGUAGGUGUCCCUCGUGUCCUUCCGUUUCAGCAACCUCUUUAUAAAACUGGAGAUAGUAUUCAAAUAUAGAUGAUAACAAUGUUUUGAAUUUUACUGAAUUUUACGAAGAUAUGCAUGAACCUGCACGCGUAGUUUCUAGCUUAAAAAUCAUAACGAUAUCUUCAUGGUUGAAUCUGGACCUGCCUAUAUAUAAAGAUUAAGUUUUCUUAUCUCGAAGUACAUAGCAAUAGACAAUCUUCCGUUUCAGCAAAAUUCUUUCACUUUGAUUGUCUUCAUUAUUAUGCAAAAAAAUAUCGAACUAUAACAAAAAAACAUUUCCUUGUCAGUUGUGCAUCAUUUUGAAGCCACUUUCAGCCAGAGCAGCUUGAAGAAACUAAUUUGAAGAAACAUCUCAGAGAUUCAUUUGGUAAAGUUGUAGUAGCUAGGCUAUAUGUAAACUAACGUACUGAAGUAACCGAUGCAGUAUACUGUAUGAUUCCUAUAGUUUUAUUUGAGUGCUUCCAACGGCUUGAGCUUCCAUGAUCUGUUUUACAUAUAAGCGCGCGGUUUGAACCGAUAUAAACUAAUAACAUAAGUGAUCUAUACUCGAUUAGUUCGAUUUACGACUGAUGGGUCACCAUGCUCUUAUAAUUAAAAGUUCGCUAUAUCUUAAGCUCGAAUAGAAGUUUGACUUUCUGCAGCAGCAAGAAAAGAAAAGAAACGAAAUAUGGGGCGAGCCAAAGUGUCUUUAUUUAAAUUUGCCAUAUUUCCUCAGGAAAAACCUAUAAAGAUGUACUGUAGGAGAAUACUCAAUCUGUACUGGCCAUGCAGUAAAGCCGUCUAGAAGUCUAAAUUGCAUGAUAAUAAGAAUUUUUCCGCAGAACUCAAAUGACUCUGCCGGACUAAUCUGAGGACUCACAAUAUUGGAUUGUCUCGAAAACAAAUUACCAAGACAUGCAUGCACUUUGAAUAGUGAGCUGCAAGCCUUUUUUAUUAAGGAAAUAUAACUUCUCCAACAUCAGAAGACCGGCAACUAGGCUGAUGAAGCAAUUUUUAUAUCACGGUGCAUGUAGGUUUCAAACUUACUAAAAAUCGUGCACCAUGCAUGCAUGGCUUGUACUCUAUCACUGCGCAAGACUAUGUUUAAAGUUUAAACUGAGGGACAUGAAGUGGGGGGGCGGGUGUUCAAUCGCAUUUUCUCAGCCAAAAUUUUGUCUGAAUUCCAGUCACCCAACCCAAUUAUUUGCUAUAUUCCAUUCUCAACAGCAAACUUGUCGGUACAAAUGGUACAAAUCCCAUUCUUAUAGUGAUCCAAAUUCUAUUUUUUCGGUGAGAAUAUAUAGGCUACACCCAUUUUAUUGACCCCUUCAUGCACGAGCUUCAUUAUAUACUAAUACAUAUACGACGUAUAUACAGGAGCUGCAUCCCUUCUUAAUUAUUAUUGUAAUGGAUAUUUUCUUCGCUCAAAUCACUUUAAUGGUGAAAAAAUAUGUAUGAUCUAUAUUAUAUGUGUUUAUACUAAACAUGAUCAUUUUUAUGAAAAAUGUUGAGUAUGCACUUCGGCUCCGCGCAUCCUAUUGUGCUUUUAAAUGACCGAUUACAUCAAGUAUUACAAUUACUUAGCCUAUAUUACCUAUUUUGCCUAGACAAUUUAUUCUUACAACAUUGUGACGUACAUUACUUUCCUAUAUAACUAUGUUCAUCCUAUAAUCAACCCUGUCCCACGACUUUCGGCGAGAGAGUUGAUCUUUUCACAUGAGAUCGUAUAGCGAAAUAUGGGCAAGUAUAAUAAUAACUAUGUAUUAAACAGUAUAAUUUAUGGUAUAAUAAAUAAUAACUGCACACUGUUUCUUGUUGUGCAUGGACAUUAUGUUGAAAAUAAAUUUAUCGGUUAAUUAAUUCUCUGACUGUUCUAACCCCAGUAGGUGUCCCUCGUGUCCGUCCGUUUCAGGAACCUGUUUAUAAAGCUGCAGAUAGUAUUCAAAUAGAUGAUAACAAUGUUUUGAGUUUUACUGAAUUUACGAUGAUAUACAUAAACCUGUAUGCGUAGUUGCUAGCUUAAAACCAAUAAAGAUAUCUCCAGGGUUGAAUCUGAAUCUGGUUGAAUCUGAAUCUUAUCUCGUAGUACAUAGCAAUAGACAAUCUUCCGUUUCAGCAAAAUUCUUUCACUUUGAUUGUCUUCAUUAUUAUGCAAAAAAAUAUCGAACUAUGACAAAAAACAUUUCCUUGUCAGUUGUGCAUCAUUUUGCAAGCCACUUUCCGCGAGAGCAACUUGAAGAAACUAAUUUGAAGAAACAUCUCAGAGAUUCAUUUCGUAAAGUUGUAGUAUAUGUAAACUAAUGUACCAUGAAGUAACCGAUGCAGUAUACUGCAUGUAUGAUUCCUAUAGUUUUAUUUGAGUGCUUCCAACGGCUUGAGCUUCCAUGAUCUGUUUUAUAUAUAAGCGCGGUUUGAACUAGCCUUCGUAUAGCAGUCGCUUUAUUUUAUUGUAGGUUUUGAGGAUUUUUGAAUAAAUGGCGGGUUAGAAAAAAUGGGCGAAGAGAAACCUUUUUUUCUUCGUCAAUUUUUCUAACUCUCCAUUUAUUCAAAAAUCUUCAAAACCUAUAAAUAAAAUAAAGCGACUGCUACGCAAGCUAGGUUUGAACCGAUAGAAACUAAUAACAUUAUUGAUAAUAUACACUGGUGGGUCAGCAUGCAGCUUAUAAAAAUUCGCUAUAUAUAUCUUAAGCUCGAAUAGAAGUAUGGACUUUCUGCAACAGCAAAAAAUCCUUUGAAAAGGAAAAGAAAGGAAAUAUGGGGCGAGCCAAGAUGUCUUUAUUUCUAUUUGUGAUUUCCUCAGAAAAGAACCUACUGUAUAGGAGUUAAGGCAGCGUUUACGUACACUAUGACGCUACGGCUAAACACUCCGUUAAAAAUUUACUAAAUUUACUAUACGUUUCUAGUAUUGAGCUAUGUUGUGUUUGCACUAUAACGGAGUGGGUUGCCGUAGCGUAUUAACUGCGGAAAUCAAUUUCGUUAAAAAUUCACUACGUUUCUUAUAUUAGUAUUGUGUUUACACUAUAACGGAGUGGGUUGCCGUAGCGUAUUAACUACACACCACUAGGCACUACGUUUGGCAUUCCAGAUGCAAAUCACUACGCUACGGUAAAUUUGCCGUAGCGUCGUAGUGUAAACGCGGCCUUAUAAUCUAUGAACCAGUAAAGCCGUCUUAAAAUCUAAAUUGGAUAUAUAAUUUUUCCGAAUUCAAAUGACUCUGACAAAUCUGAGCACUCACCAUAUUGGAUUGUCUCGAAAACAAAUUACCAAGACACAUUGAAUAGUGGGCUGCAUGGCUUUUUUAUUAAAGAAAUAUAACUUCUACGUCAUGAGUGAAGGAUGGCAAGGAUGAUGAAGCAAUUUUUAUCGGUCAUAGGUGUAUAGGUUUCAAACUUAUUAAAAAUCGUGUACCCGGGCUUGCACUCUGUCACUGUGCAGGACUAUAUGUUUUUACCGAGGGACAUGAAAUGCAUGGGGGCGGGUGUUCAAUCCCAUUUUUUCAGCUAAAAAAUCGUCUGAAUGCCAGUCACCCGACAUAAUUAUUUGCCAAAUUCCAUUCUCAACAGCAACAUUGCAGCUGGCUUACAAAUGGUAAAAAUCCCAUUCUUAGUGAUCCAAAUUCUAAUUUCCCGGUGAGAAUAUAUAUAGGCUGCAAUGCGUAUACAGCCAUUUUAUUGACCCCUUCAUGCACGAGUCUCAUUACUGCCAUAUGCGACGGAGCUGUCUUCUAUUAUUGUAGCCAUGUGUAUAUUGAAUGUUUUCUUCACUCUAAUGCCUUUUGUGCUGAAAACAUAUGUUUUAUCUAUGUUAUGAUUUAUGUAUUUAUUAAGCAUGACCAUGCAUGCAUUUGUCCAUUUCGAUGAAAAAUGUUGAGCAUGCACUUCUGCUUCGCGCACCCUGGUGCUUUUCAAUGGCGGAUUCCAUCAACUUCAUCAACAACAUCAAGUAUUACGAUUAGUUAUAUUAACAACAUUGUGACAUUACUUUCUUAUAACUACUUAUCCUAAUCACCCUGUCACCUCUCCGCCCAGAUCGAGAUAACCCAUGCACGACUUUCGGCGGCAGAGCGUUGACUCUUUUCGCAUGAGUCCAUAGCGAAAUGAGGCAAGUAAUAAUAACUAUAAUAGCAUAAUCUAGGGUAUUAUAAUAACUGUCACAUGCACUGUUUGUUAAAUCUCUAACUGUUCUAUAAUGCAGUAAGUGUUCUUUCGUUCAGUCAGCAAACUCUUUACAAAGCUGGAGAUAGUAUAUUCAAAUUGACCACGAUUAUAUAAGCGGUUGUUGCGGUUAUACCACUUCGCAAAAAUGCUUUAGAUUUUGCUGCGUUGAGUUUGAAUUACUGAAUACUGCAUGAGUAUAUUAAAUGCUUGAGUAUAUUUAACUAGUAGCCUAUAUGCUAUAGUCGUAUAACGACAAUGUCAUGCUUAUGUGCCGUCAAAUAAAUUAACUAAGCAUGAAUUUACAUGUAGUUUAUUGGCACAAUAAAAGGAAAUUAACCGAAUAUACAAUAUAGAAAACUGGCAAGGAGGCGUUCGCGAUCAACCACUUCGAGCUUCCCAACCAUGCUUCCCUAUACCAUUUGCCGUCGUUUCACUUUUACAUGUCGCUGCUUGUUCCGCUUCAUGCUCUGUCCACCUGGGUUCCACACCCAGGACCAGUUCGAGGUAUUUUCCCGAUGCGAAUAAAUCUCUUGUUUCUCUUGGGACCAUUCCCUUUCUGCUUCGCUUAUUUAUAGUGAAGGUUAUAUCCCCAUUUUCAUACGGGUGAUAAGUCUCGAUUGGGGAUGGAGGAGGUACCAUUGGUUGGCUAUAAGAAUUUCAGCAAUUAAUAAAUGGUGCUUGAUUAGUUAUCAAUCUUUCGUUGGUAGGGAUGCGACUACAUAUAUAUAUAUAUAUAUAUAUAUAUAUAUAUAUAUAUAUAUAUAUAUAUAUAUAUAUAUAUAUAUAUAUAUAUAUAUAUAUAUAUAUAUAGAUGUUGUCUGCCGCGGCUGGGUCUCGAACCCGCGACCUUCGAAUUACUAGAUCGACGCUCUACCUACUGAACUACACGGUCAGACGGAUUUAAGGGAAUGGAAAUUAUAUAAUACACACUAUUACACUACACUCACUACACACACUAUACACACAUGCACUAUUACACAUUAUUUUCACUAUUACACAUUAUUAUUUGGAAAAUAUAUAAUACACACUCUAGAACAUUUUCAUCUUAACAUAUUACAGAGUGUACAAUUACACAACUAACAUAACACUUGCAGAACUACUAUUGUUCGAUGCUGCAUUAAUAUAAACGAGUAGAUUAAUGACAUUCAGUAUAUAUUUCAUAAUUUCCAGUCUUAAAUCCGUCUGACCGUGUAGCUCAGUACGUAGGUAGAGCGUCGAUCUAGUAAUUCGAAGGUCGCGGGUUCGAGACCCAGCCGCGGCAGACAACAUCUUUCUGUUUGCGCUGGGUAUGGAAAUUAUAUAAUACACACUCUAGAACAUUUUCAUAUAUAUAUAUAUAUAUAUAUAUAUAUAUAUAUAUAUAUAUAUAUAUAUAUAUAUAUAUAUAUAUAUAUAUUUAUAUAUGCGAGUUUCAUGGACUCUCCAGUCCCCCAAAAUCAAUAACUUAUCGAAAUUAACAAGUUCAUAAUAGUUAUACCUUUCAAAUGAAAAUUGGUAUUCUUUUUAGUCUUAAUCAUAACACACAUACAUUUUCCAGAUUUUUCUUACCCAAUUAAUUUGCAUAUUUGGACAAGUCGGAAUAACUAUAACACAAACAAAAUUUUGGCUAAAGAUAUAUUCAUCAUUUUAAAUGUCGAUAUAUAUAUUCAUCCUUUUAAAUGUCGUUUAAUGAUAAUAAUUCAUGAGGAAAACAUGCACAAAGAUAAAUCAUAAGCGUGUCGUAUCUUUAUAUCAUGUGUAUGAAUGCAUGAUAGAGAUUUCCCUUGAUUUGCAUAAACUUUAACUUUGAUUUUCUUGACUUACACAACGAAACAUGACUGAAAAUUUCUUCGCCAAUGAACUUACUCAUUGAUCGUUUUUGAAGCAAUUUAAAACAUCAGUGCGUGUUUUAUCGGACCUAAACAUACUCGGCUUCGCCUCGUAUCUUUAUAUCUGAUAAAACACUGCUCCUCAUGCAUGUUUUAUAAAUAGUACAUUCAAUAAUCAGAUAGAAAAUACUUGUCGGGAAUAGUCAUUUUGAAAAGUGCCUUAGGAAAGUCUCAGAUAUCGAUUUUGUCCAUGAGAAACGUCAUAUUUGGACGUUUCUCUUUAGACGCCCCUCCCCCUCACCUUAUAGAAACUUCACACAUGGUUAUCGAUAUUCUGUUCUUAUAGUACACAUAAGGUAAUUUUCUAAUAUUUUCUCAGUACGGUCGGCUAUUGGCGAUGCUUCCGCGAGGAGUAUGUCAUCUUCUGGUAACAUAUGUUUUUUAUUAAUAUAAAUUAUACAAAAUUGCCAAAUUGCCGAUGUGCCGUUUAAUUAAAUUUCAAAUGACGCGAGCCAACAGAUCACGACACUCUUGUAUAUAAAAGGAGCGUGUGAAUUAAACAAGUCACAUUAUUAGCACUGAUGAAGAUCCGGGCUUACGGAUCGAAAGCUUUGCAGUAAUAAAUUUACGUGGUGUUUCCACAAACAAAGACAAUUAAAAUUGCCAAAGUUUCUCAAAACAACUUAGCGCGUUUUAAUUAUUAUGUUAAAUUUGAGUGUUUUCAAUGCAUGGAAGGCGUAAUAAUAUAAAUGUAUAGAACAAGGUAUGGUAUUACGGAUAUAGACUGGUGUUUGUAUCAAGUUAUUUUCUUUUUUAUAUUCUGCAAAGAUGAUUUACAGAGAAACGUCCCCCCCCCCCCCCCAAACGAACAUAUAUGACGACUUAUAUAAACACAACAAAUAAUUAAAUAAUUGUAUUAAUCGUUUUUCAUUUCAUAAACAUGUUAUACAUGUAUUAUUUUUGUGCUUUAUUUUCUCCAGCAAAUCCACCGUAGCAGAAAAAGGUUCACCGACUAUGUCUUUUAUCAGUUUUGUGUUGUUUGGCUUCGUGUUGGUUCUCACAGAGCAUUUUGUUGCCUGCAACGUUCUUCGUGAAACAGUGUCGGAUGAAGUAGAGAAGAGAACUGUUGGUGUCCCG
This is a messenger RNA of Paramuricea clavata, 8535 nucleotides long. The record is from the annotation of a GenBank genome assembly. NCBI's taxonomy places the organism in Eukaryota, Metazoa, Cnidaria, Anthozoa, Malacalcyonacea, Plexauridae.